UUUUUUUUUUUUUUUUUUUUUUUGUUUGCUGCCCUGGGACCUAUAUUUUUUCCUUCCUCCAUUCUUAAAGUCAUCUUCAUCAUGUCUUCCUUACUUACGUUUCAGCUUCGUCAACAACAACAACAAAAGAAUGGAGAAAACCAAAGUGGACUUCCUUCGCCACCCAACUCUUUCUGUGGGGAUGAGACUUCUCAACCUUGUAUUAUAGUGGAACGUAGAAAUUCGCUCCAGACAGUGUUUAAUGAUAUGUCUAUUAAAGACUAUUCGACGUCUUUGCCAGAGAAUUAUACGAUUGAUCAUUCUACUAUCAAGAGAAGUUUGCAUGCACCUAUAGCUAUAGCAACAGCUACAGCGGCUGCUACAGGCGGGCUUACGAUUCGUAACCGUAGACAGAGUGAAGCAAAUAUAGGAGGUAGAAGAAAGAGUCGUGGUCUUUCCGAAUCUUUUAAUGGUCAGUAUCGGUGUAACGAUUGCGGAAAAUCCUACAAACAUCCAAAUUGUUUACAAAAACACCGAUGGGAACACUCUGAAGAGUGGGAAGUUACAAAGAAACUAUCUUUAACUAAACACCAGCAAGUACAAAUGCUUGAAGCUGCUGCUAUUCUCAUUGGUAUGGAUCGUAGAUUAGAAGAUAAUUCCUUAAAAAAUGAGCUACUUGGAGACGAUAUUGAUGAUGAUGAUGAUGAUGAUGACGACGACGAUAUGGAAAUUAAAAUUGAAGAAAGAGAUGAAGAAGACGAAUCAAUUGUUAUAGAUGAUGAUGACUUAGACUCUUUAUCUGUUGUUUCUGAUGCUUCUAGUAUUUUUAUGGAAGAUCUUUGAUACAAAAUAUAUCAAUAUAAUAUACACAUUAUGUAAAACUGCUAAACAAAUC
Mucor mucedo is the source of this 874-nucleotide messenger RNA. RefSeq lists its product as uncharacterized. NCBI's taxonomy places the organism in Eukaryota, Fungi, Mucoromycota, Mucoromycetes, Mucorales, Mucoraceae. The coding region runs from base 82 to 822 and encodes 246 amino acids. The record is from RefSeq and is a predicted model, not a curated record. The transcript has a single exon.